AUGGAAGCUCUGCUUUCUCCUACAGGUUCUGAUGGAGGUCACUACAGCACUAUGGCUUACACAGUUCCCCCCAGUGAUGUGAACGAGCACACAGCACAAUUUGAUUGGAACCCACGUCCUGAAGACGAAGGUGAUGAAGAACCAUAUAAAACACGGAAUUUAAAAGAGCUGCCGCUUCCAAUGGGACUGAAAAGAGCAAUAUGGCAGGUACAGCAGAUGAAGAUACCUGUUGUGUCUCGUUGGGGGUCUUGGCGUUUUCAUCAGUCUAAACUGAUUCAGCGUUUUGGUAAAAAUGCUGGGGAGGUUUUAUCUAAAGUGCAGCUCUGGAGGAGACCAGUGCAGAAGAUUGGAGGACAUUUUGGAGGAGGUGUUCAGUCCUACUUUCUGUUCCUGAGGUUCCUGGUCAUUCUUAAUUUCCUGUCCUUCCUGCUGAUGGCGGGGUUCGUUAUCAUCCCGAGCAUUGUGUUUCACUCAGACAUGUCCAGAAAUGAAUCUCUCCUUCCCUCCAUCAACCUCUCAGGUGUGGAGGUGUGUGUUCAAUACGACCCUUAUCCUGAACCUCUCACCAUUUAUUUCACCUACUUCCUGGAUCUGCUGUCAGGAACGGGUUUUAUGGAGUACUCGUACCUGUUUUAUGGGUUUUAUAAUAACACAGAGAUCAUGAGUGUUGGGUUCUCCUACAACAUCCCACUGGCCUACUUGCUCACUGCUGCCUUCUACUUCUUGUUCUGCCUCGUCUGCAUCAUAGUUCGGAUGGGAGGCCUGGCGCGGGUCGUCAUAGGGAUGGACAAAGGUAGAUUUGGAGGGUACAGUGCUCUGAUUUUUACGGGAUGGGAUCACGGCAUCGAGGGAGAUCGAGCCAUCAAGAUGAAACAGAACAACCUGCGAUACCAACUACAGGUGGAUCUGGAGGAGGAGAGGAUUAAACAAAAAAACGCCUCUCUGACUCUUUCUCAGGCUUUAGCUCUUUAUUCUCUCCGAGUUUUCCUCAGUCUCGUAGUUCUGGCGCUGAUCGUGGGAGCGUUCUUUGGAAUCGCCGCUGCAACCCAGUACAGCCAGUCAGAGCAGCGGACGGGCAUUGUGGGAUUGCUGCUGGAGUAUCUGCCCUCCAUCGUUAUCACCGCUAUUAAUUUCGUGGUUCCGUUCCUGUGUGAUCAGAUCGCUUUGCUGGAGAAAUAUUCACCCAGUACCACUGUGAUCCUCGCCCUGCUUCGUGCGGUGUUCCUGCGGCUAGUGAGUUUAGCUGUACUGCUGUACACUCUGUGGAAACAAAUCACAUGUAACGGAAACACAAACACACACGACUGUUCAACCUGCAGCUACAACUACACAAAAUAUCAGUGCUGGGAAACACGUGUUGGACAGGAAAUGUACAAACUCACUCUGUUCGACUUUCUGAUUACCAUUGCUGUGAUGAUCCUUGUGGAGUUUCCACGCAGGUUAGUGGUGGACCACUGUUCGUGUAAGCUGGUUCAGCUGGUGGGUCGUCAGGAGUUUGUGGUGGCAUCCAAUGUGCUGGCGCUGGUGUACAGUCAGACUGUAGUUUGGAGUGGUGCCCUGUUCUGUCCCAUCCUGCCCUUCAUCAAUACCAUCAAAUUCAUCAUCAUCUUCUACUGCAAAAAGGUCACUCUGUUCCAGAACUGUCGUCCAGCUCUAAAAACGUUUCGUUCCACCACCUCCAACUUCUUCUUUUUCCUGGUUCUUUUGUUUGGCUGGAUUCUCUCCAGUGUGGUGCUCAUUUACAGUGUGGCCAAUAUUCAUCCAUCCUAUGGUUGUGGUCCGUUCCGUUUCUCCUCAUCAAUGUGGAGCAUCGUUCCUGAUUCUAUCUAUCCUUUAACUAACACCACCACGGAAUUUCUCUUCUACGUGGGCUCUCAGGCCUUCUCCAUUCCUCUGUUCAUCUGCUCCUGUGUGUUGUUGUGUUAUGUAGCAGCUUUGGCCUCAGUUUAUGGUAAAACUGUGGAUCUGCUGAAGAAGCAACACAGACUGGAAGGACGAGAUAAACAGUUCCUGGUUAGACAGAUUAAAGAAGCGAGUGCAGAGGUCUGUGAAAACGAGCGAGAACAUCUGUCCCCAGUGAGAGAGAGACGGAGACCGAGAGACACCGAACCAAACUGGGAAGAACAUUACAAUCCUGCAUUUGAACCAGAUGAAGAACAAACCAAACCAACCAGAGCUUUCUACUCAGAGGAAUUUCAGAAUUAUGGAGCUUAUUAAAUCAGUCAGUGGGACUUUAAACUAUUUUUUGGUGAGCUUCCCCCAGUUCAACACCUUGGUCCAAAAACCAUCCCCAAUACAAAACAUGGGCACACAGAACACAAUACUCAACACAAAACUUGCAACUAUACAAAGAGAACAAGACACACUCUUUAAAAUAUCAAUUUAUUUAUUUAAUGUACAAGGUUAUCCAACACCCAUAUCACCUUUGUGGAAAAGAAAGUGUCCCCUUGGUUACUCAGCUAACCAGUUCAACUGAGGAUUAAGCAAACGCUGCUAAAUGAACACAGAACCAUACCGUCAAAUAGUCACCUUAAACGUUCUACAGGAACACUAUGCCGUGAACUAAAAACAUUCCUGAAAAGCUGAGCGGAAAAAAGUUUGAGUAUAUCAGCCUGGAAUAUGUAACUAGACCAUUUAUAUGGCUCCAGGACUACACCGAACAACAGUGAGAGCCACAAUUUGCAGAUUGAGUAAACUUGAAAUCUGAAAUGGGCAAAUACUUUUCCACACCACUGUAUAUGUGUGGGGUCUCAAUAAAAAAAAAAAAAAGAACUAUUUUAGUAUGUGGACACCUGAUUUUGAUCAUGAGCUUGUUGGACAUCCCAUCCCAAAACCAUGGGCAUUAUCACAGAUCCCCAGAAUGGAAAAGUGUCUUUCCCAAAGCGCUACCAGAAACUUGAAACCAUAUACUUUAUUUGAUGGAAACGAUUUAAUACACCUGGUAACAACGAGUGUGGCUAAAACACCUGAGCUCAAUAAUUUAAGUGGGUGUUCACAUACUUAUGGCCAAAUAGUGUAGGUCAGAGUGCAAUAUUAUAGUUUCUAUAUAGUUUUAUGAUAAAUCUGUUAUUGUGUUUAUAUGUACAGAAUGAAACAGUUCCUCUACAGCAGCUCAUGAGCAAACUGGAAUGUUUCAAUGGUUUAAUCACUGUGGACUGUAAUAGAACAUGUUAAACUCAGUGCUGUAAUUUAGUGUCUAUGUAACAUGUUAUACAAUUGUGUGUAA
Molecule: messenger RNA, 3226 nt
Organism: Trichomycterus rosablanca
Lineage: Eukaryota; Metazoa; Chordata; Actinopteri; Siluriformes; Trichomycteridae
Gene: tmc4
Product: transmembrane channel-like 4
Exons: 15
Coding region: 1-2217 (738 amino acids)
Cellular component (GO): plasma membrane
Molecular function (GO): mechanosensitive monoatomic ion channel activity
Source: RefSeq, a predicted model, not a curated record